CCGCCCGGCCUGGCAGGGAGGUCGCCGGCCGCAACAGGCACCUCUCUGCCCUCCCAAGGCCAGCAAGCCCGCGGCCGUCCUGCUCCACACUCGGGCCCGGCCCGACGGCCCCGGAGUCGUCUGGCUGCGGCUGGAAGGGAGCCCGCCCGCGUGCGCGGAACGCGCGAAUGUUGGCGCCCACUGUCUCCCGGACGCAGCGCCGCGCAGACCGUCCGCCCCCUCCGCCGCGGGUUCCACAGCGAGUCCGCGCGGGAGGCGCCAGGGCGGCGGAGGACUGCUUCAGGCCCAAAGGGGAUUGGGCGGCGGCUCUAGCUGGCGGGUCUUGGUUUGCGGAAGGGGCUGGAGUCCUUGCUUCUUGGUGACCCGCGCGAGGCCCGGCCAAUCCCGCCGCCGCCACCCACCCGCAACCGCGUCGGUUGACGGGCGGGUCCUUGGUCGCCGGCCCCUUGCGGAGCACUAGAGAGCGGGGUGGCGUCCGCUCCCUCAAGUCCUCGGUGCCGGGGAAUUCACCGCUCACCACCCCCUGCCCCGCCUUCGGUCCUGCUCGGGGACCAAACCACUGGAAGGCAGUGGCGGGAAAGGGGCGCCUGUGCCGGAGAGUUGAGGGAACAUGAGCCAUUUGCAGAGCUUAUUGUUAGACACCCUCUUGGGAACCAAGCAUGUGGACAGUGCAGCCCUCAUCAAAAUCCAGGAGCGGAGCCUGUGUGUAGCAUCACCAGGUUUUAAUGUAAUGCCCAGUGAUGUCCGAACACUGGUGAAUGGAUUUGCCAAGAACCCUUUGCAAACCCGAAGAGAAGGAUUGUAUUUCAAGGAAAAGGAUUACAGAUGUGUCCGGGCAGAUGAAUAUUCUCUUUAUGCCAAAAAUGAGAACGCUGGUGUGGUUGUGGUGAAGACCCAUCUGUAUCUUCUGGUGGCAACUUACACUGAGGGCAUGUAUCCUAGCGUCUGUGUGGAAGCCACAGAGAGCCUGGGAGACUACCUAAGAAAAAAAGGAAGUUGAGUCAUCAGAGGCCCAUGAAAGACACUUUUAUUGUUUUAGAAGAAAAUUGGAGAGCCUAAAGAAAAAAUAUUUUAUGGUUGAAAAAACACUAGAUAGAAGCCACUAAAAAAGAAGAAUGAAUUAAGGGAGCAAUUUUUAUUACUUCAAGAGAUCCUCUUCUUUCAUUGGAAUUACUUGAUCAACUGUUUUUUUUUAAAUAAGUGUUGGUCAUUGGCAUGGAAUGUGAGAGCACUGAUCAUUUCACAGAGCAUAUCUAUUGGGAGUCUCCUUUCUGUGAGGCUCUUAUACUCCUACACACCUUGCUAAGUAUGCCAAGAAUGCAAGGCUCUCACCACUCUUUAUCCAGGACAUUUCUCAGGGUUAGGUUGCAGCAAGCAACCUUGAAACAUGAAGGGAUGUCUCCCAUCAGGACAAAGAGCAAGCUUGCUUACUGUUUGCUAUAAAAGCAGUGGAGUCCCUGAGCUCAGUGUUCCCCUCCUGUAAUACAACUCCCUGCAUGUGUGACAUCUAUCUGGCCCACAUCACCCCUGUGAGACUUGGGAGAAGGGAUUUCAAAAGCCAUUCAGCAAUGGACCACAAGUCAAGGUAUUCAAUGGACAUUUCACGCUCCCAUUUGCAGGUAUCUGCUAUCAUUUUGAACAUUGGAAAGGCCUUUUCAAAAAUCAACUCAAAAAGAUUUCUGACUCUAACCCUAACUCUCAAUGCACACCUUAGUAAGGCAGUAUGGUCACUAAAUGAACCCUUCCCCAGAAA
Molecule: messenger RNA, 1753 nt
Organism: Macaca mulatta (Rhesus monkey)
Lineage: Eukaryota; Metazoa; Chordata; Mammalia; Primates; Cercopithecidae
Gene: PFN4
Product: profilin family member 4
Cellular component (GO): cell cortex
Molecular function (GO): actin monomer binding
Source: RefSeq, a predicted model, not a curated record